Messenger RNA from Calliphora vicina (urban bluebottle blowfly), 1137 nucleotides. It is a transcript of the gene eIF3f1, whose product is annotated as eukaryotic translation initiation factor 3 subunit f1. Gene Ontology annotation, biological process: translational initiation. The transcript is spliced from 3 exons. Lineage: Eukaryota; Metazoa; Arthropoda; Insecta; Diptera; Calliphoridae. The coding region runs from base 55 to 897 and encodes 280 amino acids. The record is from RefSeq and is a predicted model, not a curated record. Gene Ontology annotation, molecular function: translation initiation factor activity; metallopeptidase activity; translation initiation factor binding. Gene Ontology annotation, cellular component: eukaryotic translation initiation factor 3 complex, eIF3m.
UGUGAUUUUCUUUCUUUUGCAAGUUUGCCUAGAAAUUUUUUGCAACGCCACGCAAUGUCAGGACUUAAUUUAACCGUAAAAGUGCAUCCCGUUGUGCUAUUCCAAGUGGUAGAUGCCUACGAAAGACGUAAUGCCGAUUCCCACCGUGUUAUUGGCACUUUAUUGGGCUCCGUUGACAAGGGUGUUGUUGAAGUCACCAAUUGUUUUUGUGUACCCCAUAAAGAACAUGAUGAUCAAGUUGAAGCUGAAUUAAGUUAUGCCUUGGACUUGUACGAUUUGAAUCGCAAAGUAAAUCCUAAUGAAAAUGUUGUUGGUUGGUGGGCCACUGGCAAUGAAGUAACCAAUCACAGCUCGGUUAUCCAUGAAUACUAUGCCCGUGAAUGCAACAAUCCCGUGCACUUGACCGUAGACACCUCUUUGCAGGGCGGUCGUAUGGGCUUGAAAGCCUACGUUUGCAUACCCUUAGGUGUACCCGGUGGCAAAACUGGUUGCAUGUUCACCCCCAUACCCGUGGAAAUGACUUGCUACGAACCCGAAACCGUUGGCAUUAAACUUUUACAAAAGACCGUUGGUGUGUCUGCCCCCGAACGUCCAAAAACCGUUUCUCCCAUGUUGGAUUUGGCUCAAAUAUCCGAAGCUUCCACCAAAUUGCAGUCUCUCUUGGAUUUGAUCCUUAAAUACGUUGAAGAUGUUAUUGCUCACAAACAGACGCCCGAUAAUGCUGUUGGCCGCCAACUUUUGGAUCUUAUCCAUUCAGUACCACAUAUGUCGCAUGAACAAUUCACUCAAAUGUUUAAUGCCAACGUACGUGAUCUGUUGAUGGUCAUCACUUUGUCCAACUUGAUUAAAACACAAUUACAAUUGAAUGAGAAAUUAACUUAUUUGCCUACUAACUAAGUUUUAAGACGAUUUUUUUAUAGCAUUUUUUUUCAUAAUUUAAUUGUAAAUUUGUUUUGUGUUUGUAAGACAAAAAAAAAAUAAUAAAACCAAUUAAGAAGUUUAAGAGGAAGAAGAAGGAGGAGUGUUAGGAGAAGUGGAUUUUUGUAACCAAUUGUAAAAGAGAAAAAUUGAGAUAAUGUUUUAUUUUAAUAAAAAAAAGAAGUUUAUCAGACUUUCAACCACUUCACCGAAUGAAAA